Spea bombifrons (plains spadefoot toad) is the source of this 617-nucleotide messenger RNA. Its product is annotated as gamma-crystallin 2. The record is from RefSeq and is a predicted model, not a curated record. Lineage: Eukaryota; Metazoa; Chordata; Amphibia; Anura; Pelobatidae. Bases 29 to 556 code for a protein of 175 amino acids. Gene Ontology annotation, molecular function: structural constituent of eye lens. The transcript is spliced from 3 exons. Gene Ontology annotation, biological process: visual perception; lens development in camera-type eye.
GGUAAUUUGCAUCCGCAGUCCUGCAAACAUGGGAAAGAUCAUCUUUUAUGAGGACAGGAACUUCCAAGGUCGCUGCUAUGAGUGCAGCGGUGAUUGUGCCGACCUUCACUCGUACUUCAGUCGAUGCAAUUCUAUCCGUGUUGACAGUGGUUGUUGGAUGCUGUAUGAACGCCCUAACUAUUUAGGACACCAGUACUUCCUGAAGAAGGGAGAAUAUCCUGAUUACCAGCAGUGGAUGGGAUUCAGUGACUCCAUCAGAUCUUGCCGUGUUAUUCCACAGCAAAGAGGACCCCAUAAAAUAAGGAUCUAUGAGAAAGAGGAUUUUAGGGGACAGAUGCUGGAGGUUCUUGAAGAUUGUCCUUCUGUCUUUGAUCUCUUCAAAUACCAUGACAUCAGCUCCUGCAAUGUGCUUGAAGGCCACUGGAUCUUCUAUGAACAGCCCAACUACAGGGGAAGGCAAUACUUUCUGAAGCCUGGUGAAUACAGGCGCUUCACCGACUGGGGCUCCCUCAACGCCAGGGUGAGCUCUUUCAGAAGAGUCCUUGAUGUCUGCUAAUUCAACAGCCGCAUGCAGAUUAUUUUCUCUUCUUCAUGAAAUAAUAAACAAGUAAAGCAAA